UCACUUACCUCGCUGCUGUGCGGAGGGGAGGGUCUCUGAGGACGGUGCUUACUGAUCCACCCUGAAUGUUCUCGCCUGCCUACUCCUGACUACCUGCUAGUUCCCUGGUUCUGCCUGCUGACCCAUCCAACAGGCUCAGCAGCCCUCUAGGAGACCGUAUUCCUCUCUGAUACUGACAACCUGAUGUAUAUAUUACUUGUGCUGCAGCUGAGGUGUGUUGGCACAGCUAGAGAGUUGAGUGUUGCUCCAGCAAUCAGGGUCUUAGAUCGCAGUAAAACCUUCCACCGGACUUGAAUAGGUGUUGUGUCCUUUGAGUUUUAAUUUUCGUGGUGACUUCUUGGAGGUGGAUUGAUCUACGCGUGUUAGAGUGCGUGUAUCACAAGGUGUGUUCUGUAGGCAGCUGGUAGAUACAACCAACCAAUAUGUGGAUGAAUGAGGUGAGUUGUGCAGUGGGCGGAGAGCAGGCCGCCCACACCCUGCUAGCCACCAACCCUCUGCUGUACUCUGGCGACUUGCAAGACCCGCAGGCGUCACUGCUGCAGGCACCAGACCACGCCCUCACCGUGCCUAUCCUCUUCCUGCAGGGACUCGUUCUGCUCCUCUACUGGUACAACGGUUCCUCCUCCGUCGACUCCUUUCUCAUCCGCCUCCUCCUCAACCACCACUGACUGAUGCUGCUCAUUUUCAACUCCACACCCUCAUGGUGUUUGCCUUUCAGGAAGUGUGUAGCGCAGAACGGUGCGAGGAUACGUCACACGCUGCGGUACACGUGUUUCAGGAAUUGUGUAGCACCAGAUACAGCGGUACAAGUGUUUCAGGAAGUGUGUAGCGCCUGGGCGGAGUGUUGUUACGCGUCAUGUUUGGUGAUAGCUUGUUAGUAGGUAGACAACAAAUGUGAGUGAUAUGGAGUGGGUGUGAGGUGUUGCAGGUGUUGUGUGUCUGCACUGGUGGAAUGAUGGUGAGGCGCCCUCCCACUCCCUCCCGCCACCCACACACGCUCUCACUAUGAUGGUGGGCGGCCGCAGGACUAUGGUAUACGGGAGGGCAAGGAGACGAGCCUGGCACUAGACAUGGCUUAUGGGGCAUCAGCAGAGAAGAGCGCCCACCUGCCCCUCUACUCACGAGAGCUCACAGUGCACGCCAACUUUACCUUUGCUACGCCAUCCAUGGCACCCGUACAAUACGCCCACGUCACACCCACCUCCACCCAUGCUGGACGGCCAGUGAUGGCAAGCGGAGCACCCACGGAACACUGGCGCUGGAAUGGAGCCGGAGGGGCACAGUGCUCCAUCACAUGUGGGCAUGAAGGUCUUACCAUGACGUACAAUACCCAUCCCGCCCAUCUACACACCCAGCAUGCCGUACCCUGCCCUGUCUGCAGCCCUCUAGCGGUGCCCCCAAACACCGCCAGCAUCCCAGCCUACACCACCAGCACCACCAGCCCAGCCUACACCAGCACCACCAGCCCGGCCUACACCAGGAGCUUGAUGGACUUGAGACCACAGGAGCAGCCGGCGGCGCGCAGUCUCACCUUCUCCGGUAGUCUGGACCGUGCCACGCAGCGCCCCGCGCACCAGCGUCCCUACGGUCGCCGCUGCAAGAGCACGGCGCAUAUUGUGUUACAGAACAACGAGGGACAGGAGCGGCCGCACGAGUUCCACAGCACUGUGAGGGAGGAGUGCGAGGCGCGGGGCAGGGCGCAGCACCGCCACCGUCCUCAGCAGCCAGAGGGAGGUGUUGCCGUGACUACUGAACCUACGCUACUGGCGCCCUGUUGCCCCUGUCACCACUGCUCUGCGCUCUACUCCUUGGUCUCCAGUCUGGCGCAUGAGCGCACCUGCCACGCCUGUGCCCACCACCCAUGUCCAACACAACGCUCUCAGGAACCCUGCGUUUACCCGCAGCGCCCCCCAGAAGACGAGAUGCGCACCCAGCCACCUCCCAAGUCACCCACGGUGCGCACGUUCAACUCUCACAGGUGCUACGAGGAUGAUGCGCUGCGACGGCAGGAACGAGGCCAGGCGCCUUGCCGCAGGUCUCGCACUCCCUCGCCCAGGAUGCUGGUCCGUGGGCGUGCCUCACCGCCCGCAUCAGCAGACAGGCGGGGCGAUGGGGCAGAGGACAGACAUCCACACACCCAUGCGCCACGCUCUGUGCCCCGCAUGGGCGCAGCCGCGGCCGCGGCCGCAGCCCACACUGCUGUACAGGCUCAACAGAGGCUGGAGGAGAGCAGUCAUAAACUGGACCUCAUCCGCCUGUCCCUAGAGCGACUACGGUCUGACCUGCCGCACGGCUCCCUCAUGGCCGGCGAGGUGAAGCGAGAGUUGGAGAACUCGUUAUCUGCUUCUCCCUCUCCGGCCAACUACACAAGCCUAUAUGAUAAGGAGAAUUACCCCAGCCGUCGCUCACAAGCACUACAUAAUAAGGGAGCUGCCGUUACUGGCAAGUUAGAAGUAAGAUUGAUUGGUGUACAAGACCUCCUGGAGGAUGUUCCAGGCCGGUCCCGCCGAGAUUCCCACUCCGGACCCUCCGACCUCAAAUCUUUCAUGAAAGGCGUCACAGGAAAAUCCUCUAAAUCCUAUUCUGUUAAGGACGAAAUUUCAAAUGAUGUAAUGGCGGUACUAAAAUUAGAUAAUAACAAAGUUGUUGGCCAAACUAGCUGGAAGCCAUGCUCUCAAUCAGCAUGGGACCAGAGAUUUAGCAUCGAUUUAGAAAAAUCCAGAGACUUAGAAAUAGACAUCUACUGGCGAGACUGGCGGUCGCUGUGCGCGGUUAAGUUCCUAAGGUUGGAGGAGUUCAUUGAUGAUGUAAGACAUGGAAUGGCACUUCAGCUAGAACCAAAGGGACUACUGUUUGCUGAGAUCAAAUUCCUAAAUCCAAUGAUCUCUCGCAAGCCCAAAUUACAGCGACAGAAAAAAUUGUUUAUGCAGAAAGGAAAGGUGCUACGACCAAAUCAGAUGAACAUUAAUGUUGCGGCGUGGGGAAGACUUAUUAAAAACAUACAACCCAGUCACGAACCUAUGCACUCUCUCUCUGGGGGAAAUGCCAUACCCAUUACAUCUAGUUCUGCUACUCCUAUCACUCCUGGUCCUCGAGCACUUCCAACUCGCUUAGAUUUUGAUAACGAGAAGACCCCAGGAGAGGAACGCCACUGCCGCCCACUGGCAAUGCCGGAGGUGCGGCCGCUCAAUAUGGGAGGUGUACCUUCCUCUCCAGCUCCCCCCAAUCUGGAAUCCCCCACAGUGGCUCCCCCACCUCCCUCCAUCACCCAUGGUGUCCCCACACAACCCCAGCAGUUUCCUCCUGCACCUGCACUUGUGGCUGCUACUCACCAUAUAUCCACGUACCCCACCCCUCAUGGCUCAGUCUACCACCCCACUCCUGGCACACCGUCCACACCUGCUCACCAUAGUGUCUUCCCUGUCACACAGACUCCCACCAUCCACCCUGCUCACUCCAUCACUGUCCAGGUUGCGAAACGGCCGACAUCUAUACCUCCACCACCACCCCCACGCCCACAUUCUGGCACAGUCACUAUCACCGUACCAGCCUCACCUGUAGAGCCUGACGUUAAGAAUGCGCUGAACGAGUUCAACUUCCUGCACGAGGGGGAGGUGAUUGACCGAGGAGUGAACACCCCUGCGGCCCCCGUCGAGGGCCAGGUCAGUAUCGAAGAGGUAGAAGAGGUAGAGGAGGAGGAGAAGGAGGAAGAGGAGGUGACAGCUGAGGGCAGCGCUCUCCACUGCUCCCAGAUUCGCUCGUCCUCUCCACCCUCCUAUCAUGUCCACCUGCCAGACGACCAGAUUGGAGGACGUGAUGUGGAAGAGGUGCCAACACGGAAGUUACCUCUAUCACGGUUUGACCGUGACCGUGAUUCUGCAUACGACACGUACCGCAAUUCCCAAUAUGGAUCCAUGGGCAUGGAACAGUUCCGCCUCAUCUCUGUGUUGGGACGAGGCCACUUUGGCAAAGUCAUUCUGGGUCAGUACAAGAACACAGGCGAGUACUUCGCCAUCAAGGCUCUCAAAAAAGGGGACAUUAUUGCCAGAGAUGAGGUCGAGAGUCUUUUGGCGGAAAAACGAAUCUUCGAGGUGGCCAACUCGGUCAGACAUCCCUUCCUCGUCAACCUAUUUGCAUGUUACCAGACGGAGAGCCAUGUGUGUUUCGUGAUGGAAUACGCAGCGGGGGGUGACUUAAUGAUGCACAUACAUGCUGACGUCUUCGACGAGCCCCGUGCUGUCUUCUAUGCAGCGUGUGUAGUACUCGGUCUUCAAUAUCUUCAUGACAACAAGAUCAUAUACCGUGACCUCAAACUUGACAACCUGCUGCUUGACACAGAAGGCUAUGUCAAAAUAGCAGAUUUUGGUUUGUGCAAAGAGGGCAUGGGUUAUGGUGACCGUACAGGCACCUUCUGUGGCACACCAGAAUUCCUGGCACCAGAAGUGCUCACUGAAACCUCCUAUACCAGAGCCGUCGACUGGUGGGGCCUCGGCGUUUUGAUAUUUGAGAUGCUCGUUGGGGAGUCCCCCUUCCCUGGUGAUGAUGAAGAGGAAGUGUUUGAUAGUAUUGUUAACGACGAGGUGAGAUACCCACGGUUUCUCUCCAUCGAAGCUGUGGCCAUUAUGCGGAAACUUCUCCGAAAGCACCCAGACAGGCGUUUGGGAGCCAGUGAGAAGGAUGCAGAAGAUGUAAAGAAGCAACAAUUCUUCCGAAGUGUCGGCUGGGACGACCUAUUACAGCGCAAGGUCAAGCCUCCGUUUGUGCCCACCGUGACAUCCCCCGAGGACGUUAGUAAUUUUGACGAAGAAUUCACACUUGAAAAACCUGCCUUAACGCCGCCAAAGGACCCUCGCCAUCUGAACGAGUCGGACCAGACUCUCUUCAAGGAUUUUAACUACAUGGCUGACUGGUGCUGAGUGCGGCAUGAUGCCAGGAGGGCAAUCUCAGUGGAGGGCCUCGUGCCCUGGACCGCCAGCCGGCCCCUGUGUAUCUCGAGGAGGAAUCUGAUGCCUGGAGCAGCUCACCUGUGGCAGCAAGAAGAGCAGCAAAGCAGCUGGCCAUAUGGCUGCUGAUCUGCCAUUAGCUCACUGGGAGCACUGGCUUGCUGAUAGCAGCAGCAACAGCAGUUGUGAGGCAGACAUGGCAUAAGCAGAUGCAUUUACUCCUCUCGCUGAAACUGCAUGAACUGAUAGUAGUACCCAAGUGUGGGUACCCGCCUGUGUAAUGAAGCUUGGAGAGGAUCUUGUGUGCACCACUCCUAGCCCUGUCACACCUCCAUCCCCUCUCCUACAUGGUUGUAAAUAAGCCACAUCUCUCAUCUAUGACAUCUGUCGCCAUAAAUAAUACUAAUCCCUAUUAGUCUGUUGUUGCCCCCAUCUAUUGGUUGAGAAAAUGCUAGCCCCCCUCCCCCCAAUCCCCAGAUGCUGGCUUUCCCACGUGACUAACAAGGGUUGGGGAGUGAUAGUGUCGCCAGCACUGUUGUCACUCCUGCUGUUGGUCGUUUUAAAGUCAAUACAUGGAAACAUGUCUCCUUGGAUAUUUAUAUUAACGUUUUUCAAAUUGAUUUGGACACAUUUGAGAACUUUAUAUGAGCUUUUGAAAUUAAUGAAUGCCCGUCCAAAUUUUAGAACCUCUAAUUGUGAUAACCUGUGGCCUUUCCUGUUGUUAACUUCUGAAUGCAACUAUUUAUUCAUUGUGAUAUGUACUUUAUGCAUCGUCGACUUCACAAAGGUCCCGAGUUCCUCUCAUGGAAUACUCACUCUUACUCAUCCCAAAAAUUUAUGAGAUGUCAGGAAUUCAUUAGAUCCGACAAAGUUGGAUCUUCCUACAUUGUGUACACUGCAUGUAAGGUAGCUGAUGACUAAUUCCCACCUCUACCCCUUUUCCAAUAUCCUGUUUCACCCCCACUAUCCCAGUAAGAAGCCAACACACCCUUAGGAUCGUUGGGAUCUGUGGAAGAUGAUGAAUGUCCACACAACACACAUUUUCAAUGCUCAGUUUCAUACGUGUGUACAGGUCAACUUUGAGGUGUGUGGCUUUAUCAUUUUUCAUGGACUCUGAGUUGUGAAUUUUUGUUGACAUCCUCCAGUGAUUAUUGACAUUGUAGGGAUGAUUAGUGUAAAUUGAACAAGUGGUGAUCCUGUAGGAUAUAAAUAUUUUAAAUACUGUAAUGAAUAUUAUGAAUCCAGUCAUAUAUUUACAAUGGCUGCUGAACACUGUCCUGGUAGCAGAAAUGUGAAAAAAAUGUGAAGAUGGAUAUUACUCUUUAACUUUUGAUUAUUUGUUGCUGCCAAAAAUCCAAUGUUGCCAUAAGAUCUGCAUCUGCGGAAGAUUAUAAACACCUUUAAUCAGUCCGUUAUGUUCAGACUAUUAUUUUGCGUUUUUGAUCUGCUCGAACGAUUUGGAUUGUAUUUUUACAAAUAUAUAAUGAGUCAGAUUUGAGUCUGAUAUUAUUUUGCUUGAAUUAGGAUUGUGUAUGAUAUUUCUAGGACUUGUGUUCUCUUCUCCAGUGCUUGUCUGUUUAUAACUUAUUAUUUUAGGUGUAGUAGUGACCUCCCCACACUGGGGGCUUGAGAAAUGCUAGGCUUGUACAGAUGGUUAAACAAUUGUGUAAGGGUUAACAAUCUGUUUUGUAGCUAUUAUGUCUUCAAUAAAUUUAUACAUAUAUUUUA
Cherax quadricarinatus is the source of this 6671-nucleotide messenger RNA. It is a transcript of the gene Pkn, whose product is annotated as serine/threonine-protein kinase N. Lineage: Eukaryota; Metazoa; Arthropoda; Malacostraca; Decapoda; Parastacidae. Gene Ontology annotation, molecular function: protein serine/threonine kinase activity; small GTPase binding; ATP binding. The record is from RefSeq and is a predicted model, not a curated record. Gene Ontology annotation, cellular component: nucleus; cytoplasm. Gene Ontology annotation, biological process: intracellular signal transduction; peptidyl-serine phosphorylation.